Molecule: messenger RNA, 2188 nt
Organism: Hyaloscypha bicolor E
Lineage: Eukaryota; Fungi; Ascomycota; Leotiomycetes; Helotiales; Hyaloscyphaceae
Product: HET-domain-containing protein
Exons: 3
Coding region: 111-1922 (603 amino acids)
Source: RefSeq, a predicted model, not a curated record
GUUCAGAUGAACGAGCGAUGGGCUAAUCUUACAAUCACUUGCGCAAUCAGUUGUGUUCCUCGUCAACAGAAAGCUCCUGAGUCUAGUUUGUACCAGCAACUGUUGGAACAAUGUUGCUCAUAAACACCACAACAUUGCUGUUAGAGCCGUUCUACGGCGAUGAAAUCCCUCCCUACGCCAUUCUUUCGCAUACCUGGGCAGAUGGCGAGGUGUCCUUUCCGGAAUUCAUGCAACUGAGUGAAACCAAGAACGACAGGAUCACGAGCAAGGCCGGGUACCUCAAGAUCUCCGCAACAUGCGAGAGGGCGCGGAAUGAUGGACAUCGUUAUGCCUGGAUUGACACCUGUUGCAUUGACAAGACGAGCAGUGCAGAGCUCACCGAGGCUAUCAAUUCCAUGUUCGGCUGGUAUCUGCAGUCAGAGAUUUGCUAUGUAUAUCUGAACGAUUUCAUGCUCGACACGGCAGAUGUUCCUUCCCGAGAACAAUUUGACGCCGAGUUUCGGAAGUGUCGCUGGUUCACUCGUGGGUGGUGCCUGCAGGAACUGCUUGCGCCGGGAAAGCUACGCUUCUUCAACCAGAAAUGGCAGGAGAUUGGCACGAAAAGUAAACUGAGUCAACUGAUCUCAGAUAUUACCGGCAUUCCCGAAAUGGUGCUCUGGGUGCCUUCGAGGAAAGAUAUCCAGGAGUUUCCGAUCGCUGCACGGAUUUCCUGGAUCGCCAAGCGCCACACCACCAGAAUCGAGGAUAUGUCAUAUAGUCUUCUGGGUAUCCUCAACGUCAAUAUGCCAAUGCUUUAUGGAGAAGGCCAGAAGGCCUUCCUUCGACUCCAAGAAGAAAUUAUUAAGAAGUAUAAUGAUCUCUCUAUCUUUGCCUGGAACGGAAAAGCAUCAGUAUCAGGAUUCAUGCCUGUAUUAGCGCCCAUGCCUUCAUGCUUCGAGAUCAACCCUUCAGAUAAACAUAGCAGUCUUCGUAGGUAUAGUGGCAGCCAGCUUGGUGACAGGCUGAGCACGCAAUUUUCUCUUACGAAUCAAGGUGUCUUCUUUCCGAGUGCAAAACUCCACUACCAGACUGCGUUACCGGAUUACCGUCACCAUUACCUCUUGCCUCUGAACUAUUCAGAUCCUUCCUUCCGAGGUAAGGGCAAACAGAGGUAUAUUCUUCUCCAAAAAGUCGGCCCUGGGCUGUUUAUUCGCCUUCAUGAUCCCUUGGACCGGAUGAAGGCGUUCCAAAAAAGCCAAUGCACCGGUGUAUUCUUCGAAGCGGUAUGCAUUUUGAAUAGCCUUCCUGAACCGAUAACCCGACAGCUUAUUCUGUGGGAGCGCUAUGCUGUUCGCUUGCGCUGGAAGCCCUGGGCAAAGCCUGGACGCAGAUAUAUGCAUAUUCGAACGGCACAGCCCAGGGAAAGCUGGGACAUUGCCGCAAAUCAGUUUCUGCUGGAGAUGGCAUAUGAGCGUUACAUGCAUAUCGAAUUUGUUCCCGGGAACUAUGACAGUAACCCGAGCUUCAAGUACUUUGUCUUGGUAAUUCAAGUAGGUGUUCACAGCCAACGAGACCCUGCAAUAGUGUCAGUACGGAUUAUGAGUGCCGAUAUUUGGGAGGGGAUAACAAUUACGAGUUCGAGUUCGGGUUUUCGAAGAAGAGAAUCUUUGGUACUUGAGUCGCUUCCCCUUAUAAAGGGCACGGGAGACGCUGACAGUAUCUCACUUGCGGGAUAUGAUAUAUCGAUGUCGGUGCAACUCGUGACUGAGCCGAACGAGCAGCCAUACCAUCUCGUAUAUCUUGACUGGGAGGCAACAACAGCACUGCCGGUCACCAUGGGUAACGAAGACGCUGACAUGUGGGUGGGAAGAAGGGCACUAACAGGCUCUGAAGACAGCAAGGAUCUUUUCACAAAAAGUAGCAACCCACAGAAUGGAUACUAAGGGGCAAGUUAAAAUGACAGCAGAUGUCUCAAGUCUCGAGAUAGGGUAUCUAACGAUUUGACCGUUCUGACCACAAUCUGAACAAGUUUUUCAAAUGUCUGCAGGCUUUUUUGAGACCUCUGGAUACUCAUUCAUAAACUGGCAGAGCGUUUCGGGCUCAGAUUGAUAAUACGAGCCAUGGUGGACAAAACUGACACUAAUUUGUAAUAUCCCAAGUUCAAGCGCGGGCAUGUCAAAUUUCACCCCCUCCUGCUGUUGCCGUCGGC